UCCAUCUCUGCAUUCCCUCUCUCCUCUCCUCUCCUCUCCCUCUCCUCCCUCCUCUCUUCUCUUUCACCGUGCGCAAACGCACCGCGGUGUGGAAUACUCGAUCUCUCUGACGCGCGCUGGCGUCCUUAUUCCACCAAAGUCUGCAGGAAGAAGAAUAAGUCGUUUCCAAAUCGAGUUUCGUUGUCUUUUUAAAGCGCGGACUUUUCUCUUUUUUUCUUCUUUUCUUUGCUGAACUACGCCGGGACUAAAACUGAAUUAUUCAUCCUCCGCAUCUGCCUUCGUUGAAUAUGGGAGCGCACUGUCUCUCGCCCCGCUUUUUCGCAAUCACAUCGGAGCGCAUCGUUUUGGAGAGCGUGAGUUGAGCGUUUAUCAGUGCUUAGGGAAAAAUCAAGAAAAGCGUGAUUUCUUUUAAGUCUCCGGAACUGUUUGGGGGUGGUAACUGAAAAGGAGAUCUGAUCAUCAACGUCCCUUUUCCUUUUGGCCUCUCCUUGCGUGUGAAGCGAAGAAUGCCGGCGCAAUUUCCACAGCCGAGUCAAUGCAGAAAUGCGCCUUUCUUCAGUUCUCCGUUGGUUUUUCGGGUGAAUUUGUCCUCCUGAGCUUUUGCUAUGCCCCUCCAGUGCUCGGCUGUCUCGGGGAUUAAUGGCAGAAUGUGCGUUCAGGACAAGUGGAGGCUGACUGGAAGAGACGCGAAGGCUGAAAUUGGAGCCUGAAUGGACAAAUUCUCCAGGUCCCGUGUAAAGUACGGUGUCUUCUGGAGAGAAGGCGAUAUUUCGGACGCUGCUGGUUGCUAAAUGGUUUUCUGGGGGAUUUUUAAAAGGCAAAAAUGCUGCUGCUUGUACUGUUGGCCUUUUCCGUAUCGAGUGCAUUUUCUGACUCGGAUACUGAACUCUCAGCCGAGACCUGCAGUGCCUGCUCUUGCAUGUCCAUUGAGAACGUCCUCUAUGUGAACUGUGAGAAAAUAACUGUGUACAGGCCAACGCAGCUGCUCCCUCCACAAUCCAGCCUCUACCAUUUGAAUUUCCAGAAAAACCUUUUGUACAUUCUUUACCCAAACACUUUUCUGAAUUUCACGCACGCAGUUUCUCUCCAGCUGGGCAACAACAAGCUGCAGAACAUCGAGGGAGGGGCCUUCAUGGGACUCAGUGCAUUAAAACAGUUGCACUUAAAUAACAAUGAAUUAAAAGAGCUCAGAGCUGACACUUUCCGGGGGAUUGAAAACUUGGAAUACCUCCAGGCUGACUACAAUUUAAUCAAGUAUAUUGAGAAGGGAGCCUUCAACAAAUUACAUAAGCUAAAGGUUGUAAUUCUAAAUGACAAUCUUAUACAGAGCCUGCCUGAGAACAUAUUCCGCUUUGCCUCCCUCACACACUUGGAUAUACGAGGAAACCGGAUACAGAAGCUCCCCUACCUUGGAGUUUUGGAGCAUAUUGGAAGGAUAGUGGAAUUGCAACUGGAUGACAACCCAUGGAAUUGCACUUGUGAUUUGUUACCUCUGAAAGCUUGGUUGGAGAAUAUGCCCUAUAACAUUUUCAUUGGAGAGGCUAUAUGUGAGACUCCCAGUGACUUAUAUGGCCGACUUUUGAAAGAGACCAAUAAACAAGAACUAUGCCCUCUCGGAGUUGGCAGUGACUUUGAUGUGAGGAUGCCACCUUCCCAGCCAGAUUUUGGACACACCAUAUCUAACAUCGCACCGUCUACAAUAGCACCCUCAGUUACCAAAGCGCCGAAAACUACAAACCCCUCCAAAAUCUAUGGGAAUGGAAUUGUUGCUGGUAUUCCAGUGGGUAAAAAUGGCCAAAUUGUAUCCUACCAAACCCGAAUCCCUCCCCUUUCCUGUCCUCAGCCCUGCGUUUGCAAAGCUCAUCCAUCUGAUUUCGGCAUCAGUGUGAGUUGUCAGGAAAGAAAUAUCCAGAGUCUAGCUGAUCUUACACCCAGACCUCCAAAUUCCAAGAAGUUGCACCUCAGUGGUAAUUACAUUAGAAAUAUCAGCCCCACUGACUUCCAAGGGUUUGAAGGAUUAGAUCUCUUACACCUGGGCAGUAAUCAAAUAUCCACUGUUCAAAAAGGUGUGUUUGGAAAUCUGACCAACCUGCGCAGGCUAUACCUUAAUGGAAAUCAGCUUGAGCAGCUUCACCCGGAAAUGUUCCUCGGCCUCAGUAACCUCCAGUAUUUGUAUUUGGAAUAUAAUGCUAUAAAGGAGGUGUUAGCGGGGACAUUUGACUCCAUGCCAAAUUUGCAGCUCUUGUAUCUAAACAACAAUGUGCUCCGAAGCCUCCCUGCAUACAUUUUUGCUGGUGUGCCUCUUGCUCGGUUGAAUCUAAAGAACAAUCACUUUAUGACUUUGCCUGUGAGUGGCGUGCUGGACCAGCUCAAAUCCCUCACUCAGAUAGAUCUGGAAGGCAAUCCCUGGGAAUGCUCAUGUGAUUUAGUCGCUUUGAAACUGUGGUUGGAGAAGCUGAAUGAGGGGGUGGCUGCCAAGGAGGUCAGAUGUGCAUCCCCAGUGCAGUUUGCAAACACUGAGCUGAGGGAGCUGAAAAACGAGAUCCUGUGUCCUAAGCUCAUAGCCAGGCCUCCUUUUAUCCUGACUAGCGCAACCCCCCUGGCCACGUCAAUGUCACCUGCUGGAGUCGGGAAAGCGCCUCCUGGUGGGCCGGUGCCUCUGUCAAUCAUGAUUUUAAGCAUCCUGGUGGUCUUGAUCCUCACAGUGUUUGUUGCUUUCUGCCUGUUAGUCUUCGUGCUCAGGCGAAACAAAAAGCCUGCUGGGAGGCAGGAGGGACUUGGCAACCAGGAGUGUGGCUCCAUGCAGCUCCAGCUGAGGAGGCACAACCACAAAUGCAACAAAAACGAUGACCUGGGCGGGGAGACCUUUAUCCCGCAGACCAUUGAGCACAUGAGCAAAGCCCACACUUGUGGAUUGAGAGACUCAGAUGCCGGCUUCAAGUUUGCCGACUCCCAGAGACCGAAAAUGUUCUUACGCAACAGCGCAGACAACGACAAGGACUCUCUAACGCUGGACGCCAGGAAACGAUUAAGUACCAUUGAUGAGCUGGAGGAGUUCCUACCUGGAAGAGAGUCCAGCCUGUUCCUCCACAACUACUUGGAGAACAAAAAGGAUUUCAACAGUAUAGGGGUGAGUGCUUUUGAGAUCCGUUACCCCGAGAAACCACAUGACAAAAAAACAAAAAAGUCAUUGAUAGGGGGCAACCACAGUAAGAUAGUUGUUGAGCAGCGCAAAAGUGAAUAUUAUGAACUAAAAGCAAAACUCCAAGGGACCCCUGACUAUCUUCAAGUACUUGAGGAACAGACAGCACUCAGUAAAUUUUAGGCCUCUCAUCUUCAUGUGCCCCCUACUUACAAAAAAAGUGCCUUUUUGGAAAAAAGAAAAUAUCCAUGACCAAUGGAAUACUGGACACAGAUUUCAUUACACUAAACUAUAACUUAGAAUUGGUGUUUGUGUAACUUCAAAUAUUAUUAUUUUUUCAAAAGUGAUGAUGCCAUUAUAAAGUAUAAAAAAAAAUCAUUAGUCUAUAAGAGAGGUUAUAGAGUAUCUUAUAAACAAGUGUAGUUUGCUGCUAAUGAAAUGGGUUCCAUCAAGUUAUUGCUUUUGUUUUUUAAUUACCAGAUGCUUUUUUGAAUUUUUAUUUUUAAACAAAUUGUUGGGUUAUAAAAGCGUAUCAUGAGUGUAAUGCAUAUUGUCCCUUGUUCGUUGUUUUUGGUUGGAAGUAUUUUUAGGGUGCUUUGGAUGACAAAAUGAAACGGAGUUGAAGAUUGGCAAGCCGGGCACAGGCAUGAACCUUUCGGAAUCCCCAACCCCCCCCCCACCGGAUUUUAAUUUGACACUUUUUCUGGUGGAUUAAGUUGUAAUUGAAAGCACUGACAGUUCCAACGUCUUUAACCGUCUGGAUUAUUCCGUCUAUUGUUUCUGUAAGGAGCCAUUGAAAUUUGUUCUAACGAAAUGUGAUUCCUCUUGAAGUUUUUGGGUACGGCACAUGACAGGACAUUCAUAAACCCAAGAAAAAUAUCUCCAUAGCUGCUUGCCAUGUAAGCGUAUCUGAUUUAUUUUGUAAGUCGACAUUAUUUGUAUUUGUGAGGCAGUUUUUAAACGACAAAAACAAUCCCAUCGAGACGUAAACGGAUUCAAGAAAACGUACAACAACAAAAACAAAAAAAAUAAUAAUCAUAAAGGACAAAAACACUGAAGACCACUGUCAUCUGUCAAUCAGUAGAUUACUUAAGUUCAUAUUUAAUUUAUUUUUCUAUGCAGGACUAUUUAAAGGCUAUUGGUACUAUUUAAGAACACAAGGGACUUUUUUGAAUGCUACAAGUGAUUUGAGUUAUGCUCUGAACAACUAACUCGAACAUUUCUGUUCUAUGUGUCCCAACAUGUAUUUUUCUGCUAACCUGAGCAUAGGAGCUAGCGUCUGUGAUAGUGAUGUAACUUUCACUAUUACAUUGCAAGAGGUAAUGCCUCAUAGUGUAUCAAGUCCAACGAUCUUAUAGCCCAUGAAUAUUUUGUCAAAGAAUUUUUUAACAAUAUGCAACCAAAAUAAGUGUGCAUUAACGUGAUACGAUUCUGAAUUUUAUGAAUGUGUUAUGGGAUUCAAAAUAGAGUGAGGAGGAAGGCGUGUAGAUCGUUAUUGUUUUUUUUUCUUUCUUUCUUCCUUUUUUUGAUUUUUUUUUUUUUUAAUGAGGACUGUACAUUUUUACAUUAUCUUUGAAAUUCAAUGUGUUUUUGCUAAAGAUCUACUGAUUUGGUCAGAAUCAUAUCACACACCUUGUGCAAUAUUAUUAUGCUCAGUCAUGUUAGCUUGACAAUUUUAUUUUGUCCGCUCGAGUUGAUAUUAUGGAGAGACCAGUUUUACGUUCGGAAAAGAAAGAAAUAUAUAUAUUAUUCAGUCCUUAUUUAAGAUAUUGUUAAGUUAAUGAUUGUUUGAAAUAGAAUGUACCUUGAACAAUAAAAUAAAUACAAAUUUUCUAUACGAGAAAUCAACAUAAUUUCUGUGUCGGUAUAAUUUUCGAUGUUUAGGAUUUUUUUUUCCUUUCAUUUCUGCAAUAAAUGGACUGAGAUGCUUAUUAAAGAAUUUCUGAAAAAUAC
This is a messenger RNA of Tachysurus fulvidraco (yellow catfish), 5095 nucleotides long. RefSeq names its product SLIT and NTRK-like family, member 4 (gene slitrk4). The transcript has 2 exons. Gene Ontology annotation, cellular component: membrane; glutamatergic synapse. The coding region runs from base 824 to 3325 and encodes 833 amino acids. NCBI's taxonomy places the organism in Eukaryota, Metazoa, Chordata, Actinopteri, Siluriformes, Bagridae. Gene Ontology annotation, molecular function: protein binding. The record is from RefSeq and is a predicted model, not a curated record. Gene Ontology annotation, biological process: axonogenesis; positive regulation of synapse assembly; regulation of presynapse assembly.